AGCUAUAUGACCCGGUGUUAUUGAGGGUGGGACCUCAGGCCGCCACUGUACGAGCGAAUAAGAAAACCAAUUCCACGUCAAUGAGGCACAAUUGGCUGUGCUCCAGCUAUGUCUAUGAACCUCAGGAGAAAGAGUAAACAAGAUGCUGCUUGGGAGGGAUGGAAUACAAGACAAGCCUGCCUUGGGGAAUUUUUGCCCCUGUCUCCUGAAGUAUCAUCGAGUCAGUACUCUGCAAUUGAAUGGUCAAGCAGUGAUGAAGAAAAUGACCAGGACAGACAUGAAACCAGUAAAAUUACUUCAGUUCCAGGAAUACGAGCCAUUCACUUGUCAAAAAAGAAACCACAAUUGUCAGCUUUUCCAAAUAAAUUGGAGUGGAGGGCUGAGCCAACUAAAGGUAACUCACUGAAGGAAAAGUCAGAAGCUAAUGAGUUAUAUCAUGCAAAAUCAUCAGAUCCCAGAUUGCCAUCUGACUCCCCAAUAUUAAAAAGAUCUCGUAUAGCAAAUGUAAAUAAGUUUCCAAGCCUUACAAACCAGAAUAAGAAUUCAGAUAGUAUAUCUUUGACCAUAUCUGAUAGCCAUCAGUAUAACAGAGAUUUUAAUAGUGACACAAAUUUCCACACUGCUUCACUUAAGACUCCUGAGAAGGCAAAGGAUGACAACACACUAUGCAGUGAUACAAACUUGAUAUCCCCUAUUAUAGGUUCCCAGCGUAGUACAGCAAAAGGACACAUUCCAAGAACAUCUAUUAACGAUAAUAGCAAUAUUAUCACAGAGCAAUGUUCUCCUGUUCUCAGAUCACAAAAUAUAGUAAAACGAAAAAUGGUAUUAAGCAAGCGACAUUUAGCUAAAAAAAAAAUCUUUGAUUUUGCUCCAAAAGAAACAAAAGGUGAUAAUGUAAUUCCAGAAUUAUGCAGAAACCAGACUGGAAAUGAAGUCCAUACACCUGCUGCAGAGAUCAAUAAAAAUGAGGAUCCUGUACAGUCUAAAAUCAAGAGAAGAAACCUGAGUCAUGCAUUUUCUUGGUUGGAACAUAAAAAACCUAAAAGUAAUGAAGAAAAUAAGGAUAAUAUAAAAUUAGAUCAUAUACCAAAACAAGCAUCUUGUGUGUAUACCGAACCUCAAAAAAUCAACACUGAUUCAUGUUUAAUGAAGAAAAGAAUGUAUAUUGAUAAAGAAGUAACAUACCAUUGCUUAAAAAUUGGUAAUGAUGAAGAGAGAGAUUGGCAUUUAAGAAAUAACUCUCAAAAUCAGAAAGCUUCUAGAUUCUCAGCUCUUAAAGAAUCUCUCCUCCAGGAUGAAGAAGACACUUGUGGUGAUGAUGUUGACAUUGAACAAAGCAGUUCACAAAACAGUAUUUUAAGGAGUGAAGUUGCCGAUAGUCAGUCAGAUGUUGGAAUUGACAGUAUUGCUUCACCGUGGAAGCAAGCGUCGGACAAUUCUGACAAAUCUUCUCUGGCGAGUUAUGAUGCCGCCAUCUCUGUCGAGUCAGCUCCUUCAUCUGCCCCGGCAACCAUGGCACAGGAUGAGAAACUUGUAACUGGUUCACAUUGGAUCAGAACCCUCCAACAACAUACACCAGAAAAGCCAUCACGUGGAGGAGCGACAGAAGGUGGGAUGGAAUCAGCCAAAAAGAGAGCAAAAAAAGAUGGCCACGGUGAGAGACUACGUCGACUGAUACUGUCGUGGCAGUCCAGUGUUCACAUGUGGGCCCACCAGGUCUCUCUCACUAAUGCACAUUGCCAAUAUACUGAAAUCUUAAAGGAUAAAUUUCAGACUAGACAGGCAAAAUCUGUGGCACACACUUCCUAUGCAGGAGUUACUGUGAAGAAGGAAAUUUUGAUGGAUAGUUCUAGUAAAAGUUUGCUAUCACCAGCAAUUAAGAAUUUGCAAAAUGCUCUCAUAGAAAGUCCUGUAUCAUCUCCUGCUGCUUCAGGGUUAGCGAGUAUACAGCACCACUUGCAGAUGCCAAAAAGAUAUUUAGAGGUUAGGAUUGUGAAAGUUGGUGGACGGUUGCCGAGCAAUGCAGCUGUAUGUGAAUUAAUCCUCCGAAGCCCUGACACGGAAACUAAUAUAAAACAGGAAAAUGAAAAGGAAACGUGUAGAUACAAAGAAAAAUAUCUUGUGUUUUUUGCUUUGCAAGAGCAGAAAGUUAGCAUCACCCUGCAUGUAAAUGAUGUGGCCAAAAUUUUCUCCCCAUGGCAUCAACUAGAUCUUCCUUCCUACAGCAUCCCCACACUAUUUACGUCGUACUUUAUCAUGCAUCAAAAUGACCUUACUAGAACUACAGAGCAGGUUUUGAAAGAUGACAGCAACUUGGAAAAUCAUGUAAAGACUGGUAGUGCAAACAAAACCUUGACAUCAUUUGUAAACAAAUCAAGACUAAAGAAGAAGAUAAUUCUGACAACUUGGGCCUGCUUAUGUUCAAGAGAUGAAACUGUGUUGCCAUCGAUGUGUGAUGUUCAUCAGCAUGCUGCUCAUCAUCCAUGUGUUCCCCAAGUCACCAGGACUCCCACAUCAUCACCUGUUCACCCAGGAUUCACUAUUAUAAAUGAUACACCAGAGGAGACUCCUUUACAGAAUGAAGCUCAUCCUGCAUGGACAAUUUUGGAAGCUAUAGAAAAAUGUGGAGGAGUCUCGGAUGUUCCUGUUACCAUUACUGUUCGCAUUCAUCGCAUCAUAACGCACAGGAAAGCAUCAGACAUGAUAAAAGAGUGGGAAUUAGUGGGCCAAGAUGCUGCUGGAGUGUUCUGUUCAUUUAAAAUCCCCAACCGUCCCCUCGCCUGUCAGCUGACUGAAUUACUGGAAAGAGGAGAAGGUUGCACGCAUACAUUAACACAAGUCACCAUUCAUCAGCGCCUUACCAAUACUCAAAAUCCUGCCUUAUUCUCUCUGAUAUCAUCACUACACAAAGCCUACCAGACUGAGAUAUGCAGUGAUCCACUCUUGUACCCACUGCUACAGAACCAGACUUCCUGCCCAUCUCAGACAUACUGCUAUGUUUUUAAUGUCCGUCUGGGGCUAACUGAACUUUUGCACACUGGAGACGAAGUAGUUAUUCCAGUUUCGCUACCUUAUUGGUCAUUAGAUGGAGCACUGCAGGUACUUUGUGAUGGGCAACGCGGCUGCUUGAGUCUCCACAUCCUUUACAAAGUUGAUUCAUUUCUCUACGUUGUGAACAAGGUCAUAAAAACGGAAGACACUCGUGAUUCUAUAACAACCCAAGACAACAUGGAUCAAAGCAAGAAAAGGGAGUUCCAUAGUAAGAAAGAGGCCAGUAAAAAUGAUUUUGAGAAACAAAAGUUUCUAGUGAAAAAGAUAAUGGUUGGAAGUGGAACGGUACUGCCUUCAUGGAUACCAGAAAGUGGUACUGUGAUGCAGAGUGCUCUUCUGCGGGAUGUAGUUAUAUGGAAUGGGAAUGUUAUGGUGGAUGAGUAUACCUUGGUACAGCAGCAAGAAACUUGUAUGAAAAUGAGCUUAUCUGCUUUACACAAGAUUCUUUUACCGUUAUCUGUUCAGACACAGCAUCAUGAUCUCACUCUCAUCUCAGGCAAAAUACUAAGAGUUGAUGAAGAAACUGCAUACACUUGGCCUACUUGUGGUGAAUGCAAAAGUGAUAAUGUACAAGAGAUGCCAAACAGUACAGAAGACUGCUUAGCUUGUGGACAAAAAUCUACUAUUCCUGGAACAGGGUAUUGCCUUGAGGUGUGGCUUGACUGUGGAUUAGAGCUUAAACUUGUAGAAGUCAAAGUGAAGCUUUACCAGAGAUCUAUUGAAAAGCUGCUGUCAGCCAUUAGUGGUUUACAAGAGGAAUAUGAUGCAGUAACACUUGUAGGGCAUCACAUCGGACCAAUGGUGUGUGUGCUGCUGGAGACCAGGAGAGCAAGACACACUCGCGGCCAAACCUACACGCUUACUGAGCUUCCAUAUUAGAUUUUAUUACAAGUUUAAUUGUAUAGCUUGGUAAUACUGUAUAGUGAUAACAUCUCACUUAAGUCAUAUUGUAUCAGACUUCAAGUACAUAUUUAUUUGAAUUUGGAAUUUGUGUGAUUACCUUUAUAACUUGUGAUGAUUUCGGGGCUCAGCGUCCCUGUGGCCCAGUCCUCAACCAGGCCUCCUUUAGAGUGGAACAAAAGUGAGGAGACCAGUGUGGAGCAAAAGUUGUGUAACAUUUUGCAGAACAGUCUACAUUUGUGCUUUACUUUGCCAUCUAAAGUACUGCAUUGGGGAUUUCUUACCUUUUGAUUAUAUAUGCACACUACAUGCAUCUCCUUUAUUUUACUGUUUAUAACCACACCACCUUUAUCUUACUGUUUAUGCAGACACACACACACAUCUCCUUUAUCUUAGCCUUCAUAAGUGCUUCCACUUAUCUUAUUCUGACAUAGAAAUCUGUGUGCAAAUAUAUACCUCUAUAUACAGUAUUGGUAAUUAGUAUAAUUUUGAUAUAAAGAAUGUACAGUAUUACAGAUUGAUAUAUUUUACUUAUAUAUUUGUCAUUUGUUGUGUGGUGAAUUAAAUAUUUUUGUAUACACAAUU
Messenger RNA from Procambarus clarkii (red swamp crayfish), 4536 nucleotides. Its product is annotated as DNA repair-scaffolding protein. Gene Ontology annotation, cellular component: nuclear chromosome; nucleoplasm. Gene Ontology annotation, biological process: regulation of establishment of protein localization to chromosome; double-strand break repair via homologous recombination. Lineage: Eukaryota; Metazoa; Arthropoda; Malacostraca; Decapoda; Cambaridae. The record is from RefSeq and is a predicted model, not a curated record.